This is a messenger RNA of Caenorhabditis auriculariae, 6507 nucleotides long. Lineage: Eukaryota; Metazoa; Nematoda; Chromadorea; Rhabditida; Rhabditidae. The record is from the annotation of a GenBank genome assembly.
AUGGUGCGGUGGUUGAUACCGCUACUAGCAAUACUGAGCCUCAGCCACGCCGUCAAAAGGGAAGAUUUCAAGACCUGUGAACAGUCUUCUUUCUGCAAACGGCACAGAUCUAUCACGGUCCGUUUUCCUUUCCCUCUUGAACAAAGAUUACAUCACUGAUUUGAUUAAGUAAUUGGAUGAGUGCGCAAAAAUGUCUGAGUAACUCAGUUAAUCAUAUAGAGCUUAGUUAAUUGCGAAAUACAUUUUAAGUUCUAAAAGCUUUUUUUUGCAAAGAAAUGAGAAAAAAAAAAACUAUUUUCAGCGUUUUUGCCACGUUCAAACAAAAACUGAAAAAAAUAAGCUACUAUAUUAGGUUAUCUAAACAGUUUAUUUCUUAUUAUUUAUUUCUUAUCACUGAGGAUCGAAAAGUUUCAGUAUAGCCGUAGUCAGAUUAUAAAAAAAAGAACUCACACUUGUUAAAAACGAUCAUCGCCAGAAUCAUCAAUUUUUCGGAAUUAUUUUUAAUUUUUUUUAAAAGGCCAUUAGUCUUAUGUGAAAUGAAGUGGUUGAGAAAAAGUUGAAAAAAAUAGAAUUUGAGUGAAAAGUUUUCUUGAGCUUUUUGAAUGUGUCAAUAAUUUAAAAAAAUUAGAAACUUUUUUUCCUUUGAAAAACUUGAUUUCCAAAACUUUUUAUCUGUACAGGAAAAAGACUGGCUACACGGUCAUCGCCGGCUCCGCGACUUACUCGGGAUCAGAAUUUUUCGGCGUUGCUCCAAAAACUCGGAAAAAUAAGCUUCAGCUUCGUAUUUUUUUGGCUUAGAGGUUUUAUUUUUACCUAAUUAUAAGACUUGAUUUUGAGGAUUCAACGUUCCGCGUUCAAAUCGACGAGACGAAUGAAGCGAUUCGCAAGCGCUACGUGCCGGAAAUCGCCCUAGAUAGCCAAUAUAAAAAGGUUUUUCUUGUGAUUUUGAGAAGAUUUCUGAAGUUUAUCGAUUUCAGCAGCCAUUCUCCUCAGUCGACAUUUCUGCUGUCGAAGCUUCCAUCGUCACUGGGGACAAGAACGCAAAGGUUCGAUUAUUUCAAAAAGAUUAUGUUUUGUUAGAAAGAAUAUUUUUUUAAGGAAAAAUAAACUACGAGUUUUUUUUCAGAAAUCUUUAGCUCAUGAAAGUAAUAGAAUUUUUAGGUUCAAUAAUAGGGUCAAAAGUAAGGUGCAUUUGAAGCUGGAUCUUUGAAAUAAAAAUGGAUUCCUUUUCUGAAGUUUCUAAAUAUUUGAAAUUACAGCUUAUCGUUACAUUUGAUCCUUUCCUCGUCAACGUCCUCAAUUCUCACGGCGAGCUGGUCAGUCAACUGAAUCGCGAGGGAAAAUUGAAGGUUUGGUCGAAUCGAAAUUAUUUUCGUUCGAAAAUAGAAUAGAAAGAAAAUAAAAUUAUAUUCAUCCUUCGUUUCUUUCAGGUUGAAGAGUUCAGAAAGAAGGAAGAAGGAAAAAGAGUACCCAGAAGGAUUUUUGGGAGGAGAAUUUCAAGUCGUUCCGCGACAGCAAACCUUUCGGAUCCAGCAGCGUCGGGGUCGGUUUUUUUGCUGAUUAAUGUGUUUCUUAUCUGAUGUUUUUUUAUGAAUUUACUGUUUUUCUCAUGAUUUUCUUCAUUUUAAACCAAAACUGGAGAAUUUCAAGUCGUUCCGCGACAGCAAACCUUUCGGAUCCAGCAGCGUCGGGGUCGGUUUUUUGCUGAUUAAUGUGUUUCUUAUCUGAUGUUUUUUAUGAAUUUACUGUUUUCUCAUGAUUUUCUUCAUUUAAACCAAAACUUUCCAGGUUGAUAUCUCCUUCGUCGGCUUCAAAACGGCUUUCGGCCUUCCAGAACACGCCGACUCAUUUGCUCUACGGACGACUGUUGGAAACACUGAUCCCUACAGGUUUUUUAUUCAAAAACAUUAAAUUCAGCUUUUUUGAGUUAGGCGUGAGCGUAUCCAGUCUGCACCUUUUUUUUUGAAUACGGCUUAGUCGAAAUUCAUUUUGAAUGUUUUUUUUUGGAGAUAUUUGAAUUUCCAGGCUGUACAACUUGGACGUUUUCGAGUACGAAAUCAACAAUCCGAUGGCUCUUUACGUCGCGAUUCCCUACAUAUUGGCCCACCGUUCUAACCGAUCUGUCGGCGCCUUGUGGUUUGUUUUUUCUAUCGGUUUUUUGAAGAUUGAAUAACUUUUCGAAUUAAUUAAUCUCCAUUUAGCGGCGGAAAAGCUUUAGGCCGAGAAAUCAGAAUGUUUCCAGGUUCAACGCCGCCGAAACCUGGAUCGACACGUCUUCGUCGGCUUCUUCCAAGGGAAUCUUCCGGAAUGUUCUUGACAAGGUUUGGCUUUAUGAAAAAAGCGUUUUGAAAACAAAAAAGUAAGGAAUAUCACACAUUGAUUGAUACGUAGAAGUUGCAAUUUGUCAACCUUCAAAUUUAUGAGAAAAUUCCCCUUUUUAUUGAAAAUAAGUUUUCUGAUUCCAGAUCAGAAAUAGUUAUCGCAACAGAACUUUUUUUUUUCGAGUAGAGACGCUUCAAAAGCUGAAACUCUGCUAUUUUCCAAUGAAAAUACAUUUUUGCAGGUGACCGGCUCAGCGGAGAACAUCCCUCACUUCGACGCGCACUUCAUCUCGGAAAGCGGCCUCGUCGACGUCUUCUUCUUCGUCGGACCGACUCUCCGCGACGUACAGAGGCAGAACGCCAAAGUCACCGGGGUUUGUCUGAAUCCCCCCUCAAGCUGCAAUUAUCCUCUUCUUUCCUAGGUGACUCCUCUUCCGCCAAUCUUCUCCAUCGCCUAUCAUCAGUGCCGUUGGAACUACAACGACGAGCAGGACGUCGCCAAGGUAGUUCUAGGCUUCGAGUAAAUCUAGGAAGCUGUUUUGAAUUUCGUCUGUGAUCACAAAUAUCGGUUGGACUUUUAGAACCAAUAUUUUUCAUACCAAUGCUGUACAAUAGGAAAUAGGCUUAUCUUUGGUGGGAUCCUGCACGGUUGGACUAUUUGAAAGGCGUUCAUAAUAAUUUUUAUAAAAAGGCUUUCAAACAAAUAAGAAAAUAGCUAGAGGUUUUCCAACCUAGUAGUAAUAAUAAUACAUUUCUCAGGUCAACGCCGGUUUCGACGAAUGGGACAUUCCGAUGGACGUCAUCUGGCUCGACAUCGAACACACCGACGGAAAGAAGUACUUCACCUGGGACCAGAACAAAUUCGGACACGCCAAGGAAAUGAUCGACAACGUUGCCAGCAAGGUGAGCCGUGUGGAAAAGAGAAGAAGCCGAAGUUGUCACUUUAGGGAAGGAAGAUGGUCACUAUCAUCGAUCCUCAUAUCAAGAAGGACGACGGCUACUAUGUCUACAAGGUGAGCAGUUUUAAAAUGAUCUUUUUAAAGCUUAUUAUUAAUAUGCGAGCGUUAAAAAAUUAUAUUUCUUCCAUUUUUUUUUCCAAAACAUGCAUUUCUCUCCGUUCUAAAAAGUGUUCACCAAACAGAAAAAAAAAGGAAAAGAACUAUUUUUAGGACGCCAAAGACAAGGGACUUUUCGUAAAGAAAGCCGACGGCACCACCGAUUUUGAAGGACAUUGCUGGCCAGGCUCCAGUGAAUACCUCGAUUUUUGGCAUCCCGAGGUAGGAAUCAUGGUUUUCCCUCCUAAUAAAAGUCGAUUGAAGACCCGUGCCUACUGGAAAGACCAGUUCAGCUUCUCCAGAUAUGUCGGCUCGACUCCCGAUCUUUUCACGUGGAACGACAUGAAUGAGCCAUCGGUUGACUCUUUUUUUCAGAUGGAAAAUAUCCAAUUUUUUAAUUUUUCAGGUAUUCAGUGGACCUGAGAUCACCAUGGACAAGGACGCCAUCCAUUAUGGAGGCAUCGAACAUCGCGAAGUUUGUCUUCAAAAAGAAAAUGUUCUGAAAAUCAAGUGUUUAAGGUCCACAACAUGUACGGAAUGAUGUACCAUUCGGCGACUUUCGAGGGUCAGUUGGCCAGAACCGGUGGAAAAGAUCGUCCUUUCAUCCUCACGAGGUUUGGACAACAACUAUUGAGAAACGGGAACUUACUAGUUUCAUUUUAUCUCAAACGAAGGAAAAUGAGAAAAGAAAUUCUUAUAUGGAAACUAGUAGGGAUACGGGAAAGGCUCUAUGAUAUUAAAAUUUCUUUUAAAUCAGCGGAUCAAUAUAUUUUGCAAAAAAAUUUUAUACGCUUUUCUUUGUACUCUGUUUUGCGGAUAGAAACAAUUUUUUGUGUUGUCAAUUUUUUUUUUCGAAAUUAUUUUUCAAGAAACUUCAACCUUUCUAUUUUCAUUUUUAUCACCCAAGUUCUUGUUUCUUCUUUUUAGUCAUAAACUAGAACCUUUGAUAAUGCGGAAACCACAUUAUUCUUUAUCAUAAUCCAUCCUAGAAGUUUUGAGAUAUUUAAAUGUCUGAAAAUCAAGUUGGUAUCAAGGCCGAGGUCUGAACGCAUCGACUGUUUCAUUUUUCAACCGAGUCUCAAUUUCUAAAAAAAAUUGACUCACCUUUUUUUUGCUGCAUCCAAUUCAAGCCAAAAGUUGCUUCGAAAUGCCUUCAAUUUUCAAGAAGAAAUUCCUAUCGAAAAUUGUUCUGAAUCAAUCUAGCCAUACAGAUCGGGCUUCGUCGGAACUCAAAGGACGGCCGCCAUCUGGACAGGCGACAACACGGCCGAGUGGGGACACCUCGAAAUUUCCGUCCCUAUGCUUCUUUCCCUCAGUGUCUCUGGAGCGCCUUUUGUCGGUAAUCAGGACUUUAUAGAUUGUUUAAUAUUGACUUUUUCCUCUCAGGAGCCGAUGUCGGCGGUUUCUUCGGAAAUCCAGAUGAACAAUUGUUGACCCGUUGGUAUCAAGCUGGAGCCUAUCAGCCCUUCUUCAGGUUGAAAUUUUUCGGACUUCUAAAACACAUUAUAAGAAAUGUAUUUAAGUUUCAAGGUUUACUUUUUUUUAAAAUGUUCUAACGAAAAAAAAAUAUUCUCCUGCCUCUUGUUGUUUUUUCUCACUUCUUAAUAUUUCAGAGCUCAUGCUCACAUCGAUACUCGCCGCCGAGAGCCGUGGCUCAUGUCGGAAUCGACCAGACUGGCCAUUCGCUCUGCGAUUCGGGCUCGUUACGCCCUCUUGCCCUACUGGUUCUGCCUCUUUUUGAAACCCAAAACGAAAUAAAUCUUCAGGUACACUCUCUUCCAAGAACACACCGUCAACGGAAUCCCGCCGAUGCGACCUAUCUUCUACGGAUUCCCCAGCGAGGAGCAACACUUCGAGGAGCAGAAAGUUGGAAUUAUUCAAGAAGUUGCCCCGGAAAACAGAUGAUCUUCUUUGCAGCAAUGGCUCCUUGGAGAUGCUCUUCUUGUCCGCCCCGUUCUUGAGAAGGACACGUACAACGUGAUGGUCAACCUUCCAUUCGGGGAAAAUGGAGUUGGUCUUUUCUAUCUAGAAAAUUCAUUUCAAAUCAAAAACUAAGAUAGAUUAAAAAUUUCCUGGAACCUGAAAACUUUUUUCGUAAGAGUUUUGAACAAAUCAUGAAGCCCGAACGAGGGAUUUCACUGCGCUCCGAUAGAUUACAUGAUUUCUUUGCUAUAUUAAAAAAAAUCAGUGAAAAAAAGAGGCUUCAGUAUUAAUUCGAAGGUUUUUUUUUUUGUUAAAAAGAGAGGUUAAGGACGAGCGAUGGUACGAUUGGGAGACGGGGGUCGAGCAGCGCGCUGGACAGAUUUACGUCGACGCUCCUAUCGAAGCGACGCCAGUCUUCCAACGAGGAGGAACCAUCGUUCCGACCUGGCAACGCAUCCGACGCGCCUCCAUCCUCAUGCUUGACGUCAGUCUUCCUCAAAUCCUCCAGCUCAUCUUCUUUCACUUCUACAGGAUCCACUGACUCUCUUCGUCGCCUUGGAUUCGACCAAGAGCGCCAAGGGAGAAGUUUACCUCGACGACGGAAAAACUCACGAUUAUCGCGAAGGAAAAUUCAUCCACACCCAGUUCCACUACAGGUUUUGAUACAGUACUGUUUUUCGGCUUUAUUUUGAACUUUCAGAGCCGAAACGCCGUCGAAAUCAGUUUUCGAAAGCAAGGUUUUGGGUGGAAAUCGAGACGCUAAGAACUGGGUCGAGCGCAUUCAAAUUCGUGGCAUAGAUCAGGCUCCGAAAACUGUCGAGGUGAGGAAAAAUUUGGAAUAUCGUUAAAAGUUUUGAGUUAGAACGUUCAUACUCCUAGUUGAGAAAUCAGCUCAGGCCAUGAAGACUGACUCGAUCUAAAUAAUUUGAGAAAUUAGUUUUUUGGAACAGAUUGGGGACUGCUUAUGAAUGUUAACCAACCGCUUCAAAAAGUGUAAUUAGUUCAAGGAAUCUUGCUGUCCUCGAUUUAAGUUCAAUUCUAAACAUUUCUUCCGUCCGACUUUAAACGGCUCCUUAUUGCAGGUAAUCCGACUUUCGGACCCGACAGAGGUCCUAGAGUUCUCACAUGACCGCGACCGAAAAGUCUUGACGAUCCGCAAUCCGGCGGCCCUCCUCACUCAGUCCUUCACCGUUAAUCUAUUCUUCUAA